Molecule: messenger RNA, 4400 nt
Organism: Tupaia belangeri chinensis (Chinese tree shrew)
Lineage: Eukaryota; Metazoa; Chordata; Mammalia; Scandentia; Tupaiidae
Gene: ABL1
Product: ABL proto-oncogene 1, non-receptor tyrosine kinase
Exons: 12
Coding region: 1097-4339 (1080 amino acids)
Biological process (GO): protein phosphorylation
Molecular function (GO): non-membrane spanning protein tyrosine kinase activity; ATP binding; protein binding
Source: RefSeq, a predicted model, not a curated record
CAACGUCCGGGGCCGGGGGAGGGGGCGUCUCGGGCAGAGACCCUCGGGCUCGGGGCAGCUGAGGCGCCUGGGCCUCCUCCCCACUGUGCCCGCCAUCGCCUUCGGGGCCGCGAGGGUCCUUCGUCUCGUACAGCCUCGCCGGUCUUUGGGACACUGGGGUGGUCUCGUUCUCCCAGACCUGGGACACCCGGUUUCCUGAGGCGUGGAGGACCGUCGCCCCGAGUAAGCCACCCGUACCCCGCCCCGGCAGCCUCCCUCUUAGUCGGGAGCCGGCCCUUGCUCCGGAUCCCGGCCCCAAGUUUGGCCACCGAGCACCCACCCCAUUCAAAUCCCCUUCCUGCUAUCCGGUGGCCUCUUCUAACCCCCAGGUUGCUCUGGCGAGCCCCCAAUGCCCUGACUUCUUCCAAUGUCACCUAUAGCCCCCUUGGCCUCAGCUCAGCCAGAAACUUUAAUGCAAAGGAAAAGUCUGGAUUGGUUUCACAGGCCUUUUAAAAAGCGGACAUAAAAGUUGCUGGCAAAGCAUUCCAGCUCCUCGGAGUGCAGACCAGCUCUCGCUGCAAUCUGGGUGACCCAUGUCCUGUUCCGGGAGAGCAGGGUAGAGAAGACAGCGGUGGCCGGUUCGGCAGGAAGCGUGUUGGAAGAUGAAGAAGCUAAGCUAGGGGGUUGGUGACUUCCACAGGAAAAGUCGUGGAGGAGCAUCCAGACACGAUCCGCGUUUCCUCCGCGUGGGGGUGAGGUGACUUCAGUACUGCAGACCCUUUUCUGCAUCCUGGUGAAUGUUUGUGGUUUUGCUUCUUGAAACGAAAUGAUUACUCAGCCAGAAAAGUACACUUAAAAUCAAGAGGCUUUUGGGUAGCAUGGCAGUGCCAUUGCUUUGAUGAACUGCAGGAAUAAUUGGAACUUGUGUUUACAUGUGUCGGCCUGAAAUCUGUGCAUCCUUUCUUUAUGGAAAAUUCUAUGAUUGACCUCAGUUACUGACUUGUGGCGAGGCGCUGAAUGUGAAAUCCCACGUACUUACUGUGUUUCUUCUAAGCUCACUGACCAUUCUGGAAGAUCUUGAACCCUCUUCUAAAAAGGGGUGCCUAUCAGUUACUUUAUGGGGCAGCAGCCUGGAAAAGUUCUUGGGGACCAGAGAAGGCCAAGUCUGCCUGCCCUGCACUUUAUCAAAGGAGCAGGGAAGAAGGAGUCAUCCAGGCAUGUGGGUCCACACUGCAAUGUUUUCGUGGAACAUGAAGCCCUUCAGCGGCCAGUAGCGUCUGACUUUGAGCCCCAAGGUCUGAGCGAAGCUGCUCGUUGGAACUCCAAGGAAAACCUCCUCGCCGGGCCCAGUGAAAAUGACCCCAACCUUUUCGUUGCACUGUACGAUUUUGUGGCCAGUGGAGACAACACUCUGAGCAUAACCAAAGGUGAAAAGCUCCGGGUCUUAGGCUACAAUCACAAUGGGGAGUGGUGUGAAGCCCAAACCAAAAAUGGCCAAGGGUGGGUCCCGAGCAACUACAUCACGCCAGUCAACAGUCUGGAGAAGCAUUCCUGGUACCACGGACCCGUGUCCCGCAACGCCGCGGAGUAUCUGCUGAGCAGCGGGAUCAACGGCAGCUUCUUGGUGCGAGAGAGCGAGAGCAGCCCUGGCCAGCGGUCCAUCUCGCUGCGAUACGAAGGGAGGGUGUACCACUACAGGAUCAACACGGCCUCUGACGGCAAGCUCUAUGUCUCCUCUGAGAGCCGCUUCAACACCUUGGCCGAGCUGGUCCAUCACCAUUCCACUGUGGCCGAUGGGCUCAUCACCACCCUCCAUUACCCAGCCCCCAAGCGCAACAAGCCCACCGUCUAUGGCGUGUCCCCCAACUACGACAAGUGGGAGAUGGAGCGCACGGACAUCACCAUGAAGCACAAGCUGGGCGGAGGCCAGUACGGGGAGGUGUACGAGGGCGUGUGGAAGAAGUACAGCCUGACGGUGGCCGUGAAGACCUUGAAGGAGGACACUAUGGAGGUGGAAGAGUUUCUUAAAGAAGCUGCAGUAAUGAAAGAGAUCAAACACCCCAAUCUCGUGCAGUUACUGGGGGUCUGCACACGGGAGCCCCCCUUCUACAUAAUCACCGAGUUCAUGACCUAUGGGAACCUGCUGGACUACCUGCGGGAGUGCAAUCGGCAGGAGGUGAACGCGGUGGUGCUGCUGUACAUGGCCACCCAGAUCUCGUCAGCCAUGGAGUACCUGGAGAAGAAGAACUUCAUCCACAGAGAUCUCGCUGCCCGAAACUGCCUGGUAGGGGAGAACCACUUGGUGAAGGUGGCGGAUUUCGGCCUGAGCAGGUUAAUGACCGGGGACACCUACACAGCGCACGCCGGAGCCAAGUUCCCGAUCAAGUGGACUGCGCCCGAGAGCCUGGCCUACAACAAGUUCUCCAUCAAGUCCGACGUCUGGGCGUUUGGAGUGUUGCUUUGGGAGAUUGCUACCUAUGGCAUGUCGCCGUAUCCAGGAAUUGACCUGUCCCAGGUGUAUGAACUGCUAGAGAAAGACUACCGCAUGGAGCGCCCGGAGGGCUGCCCCGAGAAGGUCUACGAACUCAUGCGAGCAUGUUGGCAGUGGAAUCCCUCUGACCGGCCUUCCUUUGCUGAAAUCCACCAGGCCUUUGAAACAAUGUUCCAGGAAUCCAGCAUCUCGGAUGAAGUGGAGAAGGAGCUGGGGAAACAAGGCGUACGAGGGGCCGCGAGCACAUUCCUGCAGGCCCCAGAGCUGCCCACCAAGACCAGAACCUCCCGGAGAGCCACGGAGCCCAAGGAUGCCGACGCGCCCGACAUGCCUCACUCCAAGGGCCAGGGGGAGAGCGAUCCUCUGGACCACGAGCCUGCCGUGUCUCCACUGCUCCCUCGAAAAGAGCGAGGGCCCUCGGACGGCGGCCUGAACGAGGAUGAGCGCCUGCUGCCCAAGGACAAGAAGACCAACCUGUUCAGCGCCCUGAUCAAGAAGAAGAAGAAGACGGCCCCCGCGCCGCCCAAGCGCAGCAGCUCCUUCCGCGAGAUGGACGGCCAGCCAGAGCGCCGGGGGCCUGGCGAGGAAGAGGGCCGAGAGGUCAACAAUGGGGCGCUGGUCCUCACUCCUGCAGACACGGCUGAGCCAGCCAAGGGCCCCAAGUCCAGCAAUGGGGCUGUGGUCCCCAACGGCGCCUUCCGGGAGUCAGGGGGCUCGGGCUUCCGGUCGCCCCACCUGUGGAAAAAGUCCAGCACGCUGACCAGCAGCCGUCUAGCAGCCAGCGAGGAGGAGCAGGGCGGCAGUGCCAGCAAGCGCUUCUUGCGGUCCUGCUCAGCCUCCUGCGUGCCCCACGGAGCCAAGGACGCCGAGUGGCGGUCGGUCACGCUGCCCCGUGACUUGCAGUCCACUGGAAGGCAGUUCGACUCGUCCACGUUCGGGGGGCACAAGAGCGAGAAGCCAGCUCUUCCUCGGAAGAGGGCAAGUGAGAACAGAUCUGACCAGGCAGCUAGAGGCACGGGGACGCCCCCACCUAGGCUGCUGAAGAAGAACGAAGAGGCUGCGGACGAGGUCUUCAAGGAUGCCACGGAGUCCAGCCCGGGCUCCAGCCCGCCCAGCCUGACUCCCAAGCUCCUCCGUCGGCAGGUCAUGGUACCUCCUUCCUCCAGCCUCCCCCACAAGGAUGAGGCCGGGAAGGGCAGUGCUUUAGGGACCCCUGCUGCAGCUGAGCCAGUGCCCCCCACCAGCAGGGUGGGGUCAGGCAUUCCCGGAGGUACCAGCAAGGCCCCAACCGAGGAACCCAGAGGGAGGAGGCACAAGCAUGCCUCUGAGUCUCCAGGGAGAGACAAGGGCAAACUGGCCAAGCUCAAACCCCCGCCGUCCACCAAGCCGACCGGGACCCCCUCCAGCCCAGGCCCCACGCUCUCCACCGUGCCGUCAGCAUCCGCAGCCCUGGCGGGGGACCAGCCGUCUUCCACAGCCUUCGUCCCUCUCAUAUCGACCCGCGUGUCUCUUCGGAAAACCCGCCAACCCCCGGAGCGGAUCUCCAGCGGCGCCAUCACCAAGGGCGUGGUCCUGGAUGGCACCGAGGCCCUGUGCCUCGCCAUCUCCAAGAACUCCGAGCAGAUGGCCAGCCACAGCGCGGUGCUGGAGGCCGGCAAGAACCUCUACACGUUCUGUGUGAGCUACGUGGACUCCAUCCAGCAGAUGAGGAACAAGUUCGCCUUCCGCGAGGCCAUCAACAAGCUGGAGAACAACCUGCGGGAGCUCCAGAUCUGCCCGGCGACAGCGGGGAGCGGCCCUGCGGCCACUCAGGACUUCAGCAAGCUCCUCAGCUCUGUGAAGGAAAUCAGCGACAUCGUGCAGAGGUAGCAGAAGCCAGGCGUCCUGCCAGCUGGAGUGAUUGACAGGAUCGGCAAGUGGCAGCCUGGCC